GACAUGCGAUGGUAGCCAAACCCCCAGUUGUGUGUUCUCAUUUUGCCCAAGACCUUUGGCCAAAACAGGGCUUAAAAGAUUCUUUUCAAAAAGUGAUCCUGAGAAGAUAUGGAAAAUAUGGACAUGAAAAUUUACAAUUAAGAAAAGACUGUAAAAGUGUGCAUGAGCAUAAGGUGCACAAAAGAGGUUAUAAUGGACUUAACCAAUGUUUGACAACUACCCAGGGCAAAAUAUUUCAAUGUGAUAAAUAUGUUAAAGUUCUUCAUAAAUUCUCAAAUUCAAGUAGACACAAGAAAAAACAUACUGGAAAGAAACCUUUCAAACGUAAAGAAUGUGGCAAAUCAUGUUGCAUACUUUCACAACUAACUCAGCAUAAGAAAACUGCUACUAGAGGGAAUUUCUACAAAUGUAAAACAUGUGGAAAAGCCUUUAACCAGUUCUCAAAUCUUACUAAACAUAAGAUAAUUCAUACUGAAGUGAAUCCCUACAAAUGUGAAGAAUGUGGCAAAGCCUUUAACCAGUCCUUAACUCUUACUAAACAUAAAAAAAUUCAUACUGAAGAGAAACCUUACAAAUGUGAAGAUUGUGGCAAAGUCUUUAGUGUAUUUUCAAUCCUUACUAAACAUAAGAUAAUUCAUACAGGAACAAAACCCUACAAUUGUGAAGAAUGUGGCAAAGGCUUUAGUAUAUUCUCAACCCUUACUAAACAUAAGAUAAUUCAUACUGGAGAGAAGCCCUACAAAUGCAACGAAUGUGGUAAAGCCUUUAACUGGUCCUCAACUCUUACUAAACAUAAGAGAAUUCAUACUGGAGAGAAACCCUACAAAUGCAAUGAAUGUGGUAAAGCCUUUAACCAGUCCUCAACCCUUACUAGACAUAAGAUAGUUCAUACUGGAGAGAAACCCUACAAAUGUGAAGAAUGUGGUAAAGCCUUUAAACGGUCCACAACUCUUACUAAACAUAAGAGAAUUUAUACUAAAGAGAAACCAUACAAAUGUGAAGAAUGUGGAAAAGCCUUUAGUGUAUUCUCAACCCUUACUAAACAUAAGAUAAUUCAUACUGGAGCAAAACCCUACAAAUGUGAAGAAUGUGGCAGCGCCUUUAGGGCAUUCUCAACCCUUACUGAACAUAAGAGAGUUCAUACUGGAGAGAAACCUUACAAAUGUAAUGAAUGUGGCAGAGCCUUUAACUGGUCCUCAACUCUUACUAAACAUAAGAGAAUUCAUACUGGAGAGAAACCCUACAAAUGUGAAGAAUGUGGCAAAGCUUUUAACCGGUCCUCAAACCUUACCCGACAUAAGAAAAUUCAUACUGGACAGAAACCAUACAAACCUAAAGGACAUGACAGUGCUUUUGACAACACCUCAAACUUUUCUAGACAUAAAAGAAAUCAUACUGGUGAGAAAUCCUAGAAAUGUGAAGAAUGUGACAAAGCCUUUAAGUGGUUGUCACACUUGAUUGUAUAUAAGAUGAUUCAUACUGGAGAAAACUCCGAGAAGUGUGACAAAUGUGACAAAACAAUUCUCAUACCUUAUUGCACAGGAAAGCAUUUAUACUUGAGAAAAAUUGUAUAAAGAAUGGAAAAGUCAUUAAUAUCUGCUCAUAUCUUACUCAACAUCAGAAAGUUAGUACUUAAUAAAAGCGUUAUCAAUGAAAUUACUGUCAAAAGAUCUUUCAGACAAUAUAAGCCUGUAAAGUGCAGCAGAGUAUUUUGAAGAGAAGCAUUAAAAAUACGAAGAGCAAAGCAAAUAAUUGCAGAAAACUGAUGGGGAACAAAUACCAUUAGCUGCCAAAACCAGUAUGACCAGAUUCAGCGCAGUGGCUCACGCCCGUAAUCCCAACACUUUGGAAGGCCGAGGCAGUGCUGGCCUUGCUGUUCCACUUUGAGGAGUUCCGGCAGCUUCACCCUCAGCUACUCCAACAGUCUAUCCGUUUGGCUCAAGUUUUUCUGGGUUCUUCUGUUCCUGGCAUCUGAGAUUUCUCAGCAGAGCCUGGUUUUCAGGGACCAUGGCUAGCACCGUGUUGCAGGAAGUCAGGGACCCUGAAUGGAGGGACAGCUGAAGCCAUGGCAGAAGAACAUAAAUUGUGAAGAUUUC
Cercocebus atys (sooty mangabey) is the source of this 2096-nucleotide messenger RNA. RefSeq names its product zinc finger protein 273 (gene ZNF273). NCBI's taxonomy places the organism in Eukaryota, Metazoa, Chordata, Mammalia, Primates, Cercopithecidae. The transcript is spliced from 5 exons. The record is from RefSeq and is a predicted model, not a curated record.